Messenger RNA from Paramecium tetraurelia, 2244 nucleotides. RefSeq lists its product as uncharacterized. Lineage: Eukaryota; Ciliophora; Oligohymenophorea; Peniculida; Parameciidae. The record is from RefSeq and is a predicted model, not a curated record. The transcript is spliced from 4 exons.
AUGAGAAAGAAUCGCUAUUACAUUGAUGAUCCUAUAGUUAGUUAAAGGAAGGAGGCAUAACAGAUUGUGGAAUCAUUAUAUUUUAAUUAAAAGAAUAAUUUGUAAUAGAAGCUUGAGAAGGAGGAGGAAAAUAAAUUGGAAAAUGUAAUUGAAAAGUUGGAUGAAGAGAUUAAUUUUAGAAGAUUUUAGACAGCAUAAGAAUUAUUAGAAUUAUAUGAAGCUAAACCCUUAAAAUCUAGAGAAUAAUACUUGGAAUGGUUCAAUUAGUUGUCUUACUGUUUAAAGUUUCAGGAAUAAAUUUAAUAAAACAAAUUGAAUUACUACAAAAAAUUAGCUGGUCAGUACAAGGCCUAAUAUAAUAAGGAGUAUGAGAUGCCAAAUAUAGUUUUCUUGACUCCUUCUCAAAUUUUAGAGAAUUCAGUUUUUAAUCAAGUAAUCGAAGACUUUGUCUCUAAUUGUGAGGUAAUAGAAUGGCUGCAUGUUAGAAAGUAAAUCAAGAAAUCAUUCUAAACAUAACUUUAUUCAUUAGAUUAUUAUGCUUUAUAGAGACUAUGGGAAGAGAAUGAAUAUCCAAUCCAAACUAUUUAAUAUCUGUCAUUAAUCAUUAAGGACAUAACUGAAUCUAAGUUUGAGAAGGAUUAAGAACCUCAAUUUAUGGAAUUAUUUGAUGGUAAAUUUUAAUAAGGAUAAUCCUUGAAAAAGAUAUUAGAAUAGCUUCUGUUAUAGAAAAUGCAAUAGAUAAACUUUUAUGAUUUAAAUAAUGAAGAUUUUGCAAAUUUCGUUUUUAUUUACUAUUAAUAGUAAAAACUGCCAAUUUUACCUACAUUCCUUAAAGAAUUAGUGGAAAAUGUAAAGGAAAGAAUUAGUACUUUGAAUUUGUUGGAAAAUGUUAAAAUAUUGCAAGCGAUGUUAGUAAUUGAAAUCGGGGAUAAUUAGUCAUAUUGUUACCUCUUGUGGAAUAUCAUACGAUUGAAAAAUAGAAUCAAUUCUGACUAUUCAAUCAUAAAUGGGAUUAUUUUCAUAUUGUUGCAUUUUAGAUAAAACAUCCUCUUUGUGAAAGGAAAAAGAAAUUAUCCAAAACCUAUUAUUGUAGAGGAUGCCAUGGUGUUCUCUGAAAUAUUUCAUCAUUUAACCGAGGACUUGAAGUUAUUUGGUUUUGUCCACCUUAGUCAGCUGCUUACAAUAGCAUCUAAAAAUUUCGCAGACCCAGCUAAAUUAAAUGCAAUUAUAGUUUCGCUCUUUUAGAAGCCUGAAAUAAAUCAGAAUAUUUAGAUUGAUCAUAAAAUUGAUUUGUAUUACUAGGCAACACAAUUGGGAGGAGCUAUACUUGAUGUUACUCAAAUAUUAAAGUAUAAAGUACAGCUUCUACAAUCCCAUUCAAUAACUGGUUUCUUUGAGAAGAAUUAAUAAUCAGAAGGGAACCAGAUUACAGGAUAUUACCCAUAUUACACAAAUUUAUUGGAUAGUUUAAUCAAAUUGAUUUGGACAAGCAUCAUAUAAAAUAGCAAAUGUUUUGAAGACAUCAAUUAUCUAAUAUUUAAGGUGAAUGAAUUGACAAGAUUGUAAACAACCAUAAGGAUUGAUAGAGUGACAUAAAAACUGAUUUCAUAAAUUAACUAAUACAUUUCCCUUGCUGGAAAGACCAUAUUUCCAAAUAAAAUUGAUAUUCAAUAGAUUUUGGAGAACAAAAAUAUUUAUAAAAAACUUGAAAAAUUUGGUAACCCAUUAAUGUUGCACUCUAAAUUGUAUUUGCAAGAAAAAUACUAUUUUUUAUAGAAGUAUGAGAAGAAUUUAGAGAAGGAUGUGUAUUACGAAGAUGUAUUAUUAGAUUUUGUUUAUACAAAUUAGAAAACAGGGAACAAAGCAUUGAUUUUAUUGAAUGGAUCAAGCAAUUACCAAAUUUCUGCAGUCGGUGAAAUGAUUCCAAAUUCAAUGAUAAAAUUUUAAGAUGAUCUCUUGGCAUAAUCUGAGAUUCCAGUUAUUUAAAUCAAUCUUCCCGAUAUGAUUCAAAGCCAAUCUAAGUCUUUUUAUGAGGAACAAUUAAAGGACAUUCUGGAAGAUGGAUCGAAUGAAUAUGAAGACGUCGCUAAUGCAAUUCAAGAGACAAGAUAGAAAAUAAGGAGAGACUUUAAUUAUUUGUCAAUCCAUUAAUAAAAGAAUGAGGAAGAAAGUCAGGAAGAAAAGGAGGAAGAGGGAGAAGUUUAGAAUGAUGAUACAUAUGCACUUUCAGAUGAGGAGAAAUGA